CUAGUCUUGACUGUGGCCGCCCUUGGAGCCACCAGUCAACUGAGACAUUGGCCAUGAAGCAGACAACUUUCGACAGCGGGCGGACGUCGAAGAUGGGGGAGAUCCGGAGGCGUAGACCGGUCUUCUUUUAUUCCCUGGAAACUUUUCUGAUCACCAGUUUUUGGUCUGGAGCUAGUGGGUUGUUAGGCGGUUACACGACGACACCUUGACACGACAGGCUGGAAUGAUUCGACAUCGGGGGAAAUGCGGGGGGUGGUGAAAACCUUGUUGGUCCAUGGAGGAGGGAGCUGUCGGCCACCACCGCCGCUUGCACCCUGCCAUGAAUCGGGCAGCUCUUUCGGCGGCGUUCCUGUAGUACGACGAGCCGCCGGGUUUGGUGUGGGUGCCGGAGCGGAAGGGGGCGGAGGCCGGAAUAGGGGUCAACAAAGGGUAUAAUAACCCAGUACGAAGCACAACUCAACAGAGGAUCAAUUCCACCCUUGGAGCAGCUCACAGGAAAAACAGGGGGUUUUUCGAUAGGAAUAUUUUCACUGCAGUCACAGCCACUACGCCAACAACAACAACAACAACAACAACAACAACAACAAUGGGUUCAAGAGGCCAGCAGAUCUUCCGGACGACCAUGUUCAAGGUCCCCGAUCCGGCGAACCAGAAGAAGUUGGUGGAGAUGUACAACAAGCUUGCUGAGGAGCAGAAGAAGGACGGCAAGCCGUACAUCCUCUACGCCUGCGCCGGCACCGCGAAUCCGGAUCAGAGAUCGAAGGGGUAUACCGUUGUGGCAAACAUGAAGUUUGCCAGUUUGGAUGAUAUGAAUUAUUAUGACAACGAGUGCCCCACGCAUGCGGCGUUGAAGAAGGCCGGGGCUGGGUUGGGGGUGGAGGAGCCGCCUUUGGUGGUGUACUUUGAGGGAACGCCGGCGUUGAUGGUGAACUAG
Messenger RNA from Podospora bellae-mahoneyi, 934 nucleotides. RefSeq lists its product as uncharacterized. Lineage: Eukaryota; Fungi; Ascomycota; Sordariomycetes; Sordariales; Podosporaceae. The record is from RefSeq and is a predicted model, not a curated record. The coding region runs from base 587 to 934 and encodes 115 amino acids. The transcript has 2 exons.